CGACUAUGAUUUGCUAGUUGAAUGAAAUUGAAGAAGGAAUUUUCGUGUUUUCAAUAUAUUUCUAAUCCAAAGACUUGUUUUGCAUUUCCAAUUGUUGCGAUAAAUAUUACGCUGUGAUAGGAUUUGAAGAUUGGGAAUUCAAUUUCGUAACAAACUUAUUCCAAAUCCCGCGCGGAUUCCAACAUUUAUGACAUUUUGUUGCCGUCCUCAUUUCUCGUGCAAAUGGAUGAUACUGUGAUUUCUCCAGGUAAUAAAAUGGCUGAUUCUGCGUCCGAAAGUGAUUCAAGCUCCUUGGAUGGCGGUGCAAUGUUGCCUCCCAGCACGGUUUCUCGUGAUCAGCUCCAAAAACGUAUAGAAUCUCUACAACAACAGAAUAGAGUUUUGAAGGUAGAGUUGGAUACUUACAAACUUCGAGUGAAAUCUCUGCAAGAAGAAAACCGUGCCUUGAGACAGGCUUCUGUUUCAAUACAAGCAAAGGCUGAACAAGAAGAGGAAUAUAUUUCAAACACACUUUUAAAGAAAAUUCAAGCUCUAAAGAAAGAGAAAGAAACCCUUGCUCAUCAUUAUGAACGUGAAGAGGAAUGUCUAACAAAUGAUUUGUCCAGGAAACUGAAUCAGUUACGGCAAGAGAAAUGUCGUCUAGAACAGACCUUAGAGCAGGAACAAGAAUGUCUUGUCAACAAACUGAUGAGGAAAAUCGAGAAACUUGAGGCUGAAACUCUUGCUAAACAAACUAAUUUGGAAAGACUUCGCAGAGAAAAGGUGGAGCUUGAAAACACUUUGGAGCAAGAGCAGGAAGCAUUAGUAAACAGGCUUUGGAAGCGAAUGGACAAGUUGGAGGCAGAGAAACGGUCUUUGCAAAUAAGACUGGACCAGCCUGUUUCCGACCCUGCCAGUCCUAGGGACAUCAGUAAUGGUGACACAGCAUCCAAUUUAAGCAAUCACAUUCAAACGCUGCGCUCCGAGGUUGUUAAAUUAAGGAAUCAGUUAGCAGUUUCUCAAAAUGAAAACAAGGAGAAGAUGCAUCGCCUGGCCUUAGAGGAGAAACAUAUCAGGGAGGAGAAUCUUCGCUUGCAGCGGAAACUUCAGCAGGAGGUCGAGCGGCGUGAAGCACUUUGCCGGCACCUCUCUGAAAGCGAGUCCUCGCUAGAAAUGGAAGAGGAAAGACAAUUUAAUGAAGCUCUAAGUGCGCGGUCGCGCAGCGUGUCGUCGCCGGGCGGGUCGCGGCCGCUGUCGCCGUACGCGCCGCCGCUGCUGCCCGCCGCCUGUCUCCGCCCCGCGCUACACUUCAACUCUCAGCGGCGGCCAAACGACCGGUUCGUGAAGCCGCUGGUGCCGGCGGGCGUGGGCGCGGGCGCGGGUGCGGUGAGUGCGGGCGCGGCGAGUGCCCCCCCCGCGCCCGCCGCCGCGCGCCCCGCGCCCGCCCUGCUGCAGCCCGCCAGCCCCAUGGACACCUCAUCCAAGGACUAGACUUCUGACCGUCUCCUACACUAACCGCCGAUGCUAGUUUUGUUAUGCCGGCUCCACACUAUCGCGGAACAGUUCCGAACCUGUCAUGUGUUGCUGGUUAUCAUUGCGGUAAAUAAAAGCACUCAUACAAACUACGCGAUGUUCAUGCUUUCACGUCGGCGUCUGUCCGAGUUUGGCGAUAGUGUGGAGCCUACAUUAAAGUGCAUCCGCACAAUAUGUAUCCACUUGGUCUCACUCUGUUGGAAUAUUGCUUAAAAUCAUGUUAAUAGUUGACCGCCGAUGCUAGUUUUGUAACAAAUGCAUCCACGCAACAAUUAUUUCAAUUCUUCUGUCGACCGUCAGAGUUGAAAAGGGCGUCAGACUUAUCACUUAUAUUAAAACAUGGCUUAAACAAAUGAAGUAUAACGCUUUUAAGGUCCGGUUUAAACUAUACUGAACAUCUUAUCCCAAUAAAGUUAGGUCGAAAUGCAAAUAAUUUUUUAAAUUUCUUUUAAUUAAUUUAAAUUUUUAUUAUUAGACUUAGCAUACCUCAACUCAUGGUAAUACCACUAGGUGAAGUGUGUUAUUAUCAUAUUUCUUUAAACAUUUAUUAGGGAAAAUGGUUCAGCAUCAUUGUCUGGAUUAACCGCUGAAAUUGUUAAGAACAUAACUUAAAAGAGUCCUAUAAGCAAAAAAUGUUUUGACCCACACUAACAAGGCCAUUUAAAAUCUUUUACAAUUUACACAACUAUAUUGUUUUUUGUGGAUAUAUCUUAUGGUCGCUUAGUAAACUAUACAUUUGACGCCAAAGGCUUGCUAAUUACUAUAGUUUACUAUUUCUGCCUUCAAAAAACUAGCAUCGAAUGACGUGGAUCAAAAGUAUUUCCGUACAGGAAUGAAUGUAUGCAUCCUAUACAAAAAUCAUCCUAUACAUUGAUUCUUACAUAAAUCGAUUCAUCUCUAUCUCAUGAUACAUUUACCAUAAAGACUACACACGAUGAUAAAAGUCUAUGGCGAUACACUUUUUCAUAUUAAAAAUAAUGUAAUGAUAAUAUGUGAUAUCCCUAUCGCUGAGAUAAGGCGGUGUUCAUCUAAAUAUAUGUAGUCUUUGACGUUGAUGUAGUUGUCAACUAUUGAAAUCAAUCCCAAAAAGAUCGUCCCAUACAGUUUGAAGUAAAUAUAAAUUAUGUAAUAUUAUUCGAAAAUGUUUCUUUGAAUUGUCAUUGAAUUGGGUUUGAUGAUAGAGGCAAAAAAUCCUCUAUUGAAAUUACAUACUGUUUAUUCAGACAAAUUGUUGUAGUCGUUUAUGUUGUUGAAACUUGGCAGCAUCUUUGUAUACAUCGGUAUUAAAAGCGCACAUUGAGUUCGUAUACACUGCUGAAUUGAAGUCGUAGCUACGUAACUUGGCAACUGCGAUAUUCAUCGGUUGGGAUAUCUAAAGAUCGCGUUUCGACUGAAAAUCUGUGCUGAGAGCCUGAAACUUUCAAAAUUACAGAUUUUUAGUACUUGUCCUUUUCAAGAGUGCAAAUAUGUAGAUACAGAUUGCAACGCCCCCUGUUAUUUCGUUAGUGGUGUUAUUGAGUCAGUUGUCUUCUGUAUUUAUUAUUUAUUGUUUUAUUUUUGCUCUUCUAUGACUAAAUCUUUUUUUUUGCAAUAAUGAGUAACUGGAGCAAAUUGUGAUUUUGUAGACUUUUAGGUUAUCUUUAAUAUUAAUAUAUAACUUCUUUAUUUAGGGGGUAGUUAUAUAAAAGUAGUGUAUGGCAGCAAAAUUAAAAUGAGUGUCAUCGUUUUCGGAUAUGAGACAUAAUCCGAUGAUUUUAUUUCGGUUGUAAGAACAGCGAUGGUAUCGAUACUGUAAACUAUUACACUAAGCUCCUGCAUCGACGCCCGUUACAGGGAUGCAAUUCUUUAUGGUCUUGUCAGAAAUUAUAUUGUAUAUUGUACUAUAAUCGAAGAUUGAGUAUGUAAUCUAAAUAAUAGUCAGAAAUAUCAUAUUAUAAUUAUAUUUACCAAAAGCUUGGAUUUUUUUAUGUUUAAUCUGGCAAUUUCUCGCAACAUGCGAUUCUCAAAAAAGUCAUUGGCUGGGUGGCCUAGAGAAUUGCCUACCUGGGUUUAGUGCAGAAUGACACUUGCUCACUAUGUUGGAGUAUUGCUUAUGAAUCAUGUAAAUAGUUGACCAAAGUGUCGUUCUAGUUGUCAACGAUGUUGCACAUCGCUCACUGCCCAAUUGGCUUACCAAUUUGGCUGAUUGAUUUAUUUAAUUGAUAAAAAUAUAUUUAAUUGUAAAAAUAUAUUUAAUUGAUAAAAAUAUCCCGUAUUUUUGUUCAGUUUACUGAUGUAAAUUAGCGAAGUGUGAUGUGUCAAAGUAAAUGCCUGUCUAAAUGACUAUCAGACCUCGAUACGACGUUCUGAUAGUACCUAAUAACCUUGUUCCGACCGAUUAUUGAAUAAUUUGCUGAUUUUGGCUUUGAAAUUUGCGGCAGUGGGUUUUUAUUAUUGUUAUAGGCUGUGUUCAAAUUCACCUGUGGAGGUGAUAUAAGAUUAUAGAAAGAUUGUAAUCUAUUUGGAUAUAUCACAAGCAGGGUCUAUCGAACUACUCCCCAGUGAUGUUGUAGUGUAGGUCUGUAUGAUACGUUAAGAAUGUUGUGUUGUGCCCUUAAGGGUAUUGUUGUGUUCGUUAGCCACUGGGGGAGUAGGGAGUGAAGCUCUUGAACUCAAUUCAAUUAUGCAAUUUUUCACUUAAACAUUAUAUUUUUUUUUCAAUGUUAUAAUAAAAUAAAAUAUAUGCAUUAAUAUUACUA
Messenger RNA from Plodia interpunctella (Indianmeal moth), 4250 nucleotides. RefSeq lists its product as uncharacterized. The record is from RefSeq and is a predicted model, not a curated record. Lineage: Eukaryota; Metazoa; Arthropoda; Insecta; Lepidoptera; Pyralidae. The coding region runs from base 223 to 1470 and encodes 415 amino acids. The transcript has 10 exons.